This is a messenger RNA of Neurospora tetraspora, 4206 nucleotides long. RefSeq lists its product as uncharacterized. Lineage: Eukaryota; Fungi; Ascomycota; Sordariomycetes; Sordariales; Sordariaceae. The coding region runs from base 1 to 4206 and encodes 1401 amino acids. The transcript is spliced from 21 exons. Gene Ontology annotation, biological process: positive regulation of transcription by RNA polymerase II. The record is from RefSeq and is a predicted model, not a curated record. Gene Ontology annotation, cellular component: nucleus; histone methyltransferase complex; transcription regulator complex.
AUGGCCGCUAACAUGCCGCCGAGGGCCCAGGCCGGGCAAAUGAUGCCGCCUCAGCACAACCAAGUCACUCAAGCCGUUUUAGCUAGGUUGACGUCUCAGCCUACGCCAGCGACCGGCUGGCAGGCUACACACAUCCAGCUGCCGGAACGCGUCCAAAAGACGUCAGCCUUGUACGAAGCUCGCCCAUUACCUGCAAAAAGUCUAGAGGCUGACAUUCACUCCAGGGCUACCAAUCUUAAGUUGGCUGGGCAAGUCGAGACCUGGCCAGAGGCGGUGAAUCUCGCGCUUGAUCUCGAACGGCGGGCCUUUAUGCAGUCCCCGGAUAAGGUGAGAAGCCCCCCUCUGCAUCACCAAACCGUCUUGGCUAACUUGGCUGACCAACCUCAGCCGACGUACGAGAACCUACUGGCUCAGCGAUUCCAACAACUUGUAGAACAGCGGCAGGCUCGUGCUCCUCUCCUCCAACAACAAAUGCAAGCCAAUGCGAUGAGGCAGGCACAGAUGGCCCAGCAACAGCAUCAGCUUCAACAGCACCAGCAGCAGCAACGACAACACCAGCAGCAGCAGCACCAGCAGCAGCAGCAGCAACAACAACAACAGCAGCAGCAGCAGCAAAUGAUGAUCAACCAGAUGGCCAUGCAAAGGGGAAUGGCGCAGCCAGGCUUUCAUCCCCAUCAACAUCCAGCUCAAGUUACCACAAUGCCGCAUCAAUCUCAACCGUUGCCCGUUGGUGUCCCUAACCCAACAAUGAUGCAUACUCGGUUAGGUCAACUUGCCAUGCAGAUUACACAAACCCUUCCUACCGCGUUGAUGGACCUCACCGACCGGGACAGGCCGCACAUCAAGAACUUCGCUUUGAAGAGAUUCGUCGCCAUUCCUGAGCCCCUAAGAGACCCACUACGGGAAAAGCACGCCCAACAGAUUCGAGCAAUGGGAUUGGAUCCGUUGAUGAUCUUCUUCGAACAUCAAAGUUUGAUGCAAUCACGUCAAGGCAUGGCACCGCAUCCUCAACAAGUUCCUCAACCGCACAACCAAGUUAAUCCUGCUUUGAUGAAUCCGCCGGGCCAGUCUCAUGGUCUCCUCCCGCCUAACCUUGAGGCAAUCCGAAACGAGCAGCAAAUGGGCCUGCGUGCCCAGGAAGCCGGCCAGGUUGUCGUGCCAGCAAGUUCAGGUCCCGGGGCCCCCGGACGCAAUGCCACCCCUGGCCCCAUGAUCAACCACAUACACACGGCGGCUGCUCAGCAAGGACCAAACCAAACGCCGCGGCCACCGCCUUCGGCGCCGCCCGGAUUCCACCACCAACAGUUACAGGCACAGGCACAGUCCCCCGCUCCCAUGGCCCAGGGGAUGAGGACAACGCUGAACCCGUCGCCGCCAUCAAUGCAGGGUAACAUCAACGCCAGCAAUCCUGCGAUGGCCGCGAUGCUGGGUAAUCUGAAUCCGAACAGUGGCUUGCCUGAAAGCCAGAUCAAGGAUAUGAUGGCCAAGUGGGAACAGCAGAGGAACACCACGGGCAACGCUCAACAGUUACCCAAGCAUCCUCAACUGAUGGGCGCUGUCAACACCCCCAACCAACCGCAGCCCGGUGGUAUGAUGCCGCCUGGCCCUGGUCAACCACAGCUGAACGCCCUUACCACCAACCCUCGGGCGAUACAAAUGGUCGACAAUUUGGAUAUUCCCGCAGAUGCGCUAAAUGCAUUGCGUGGGAUCAAAUGGGCCUGGCACCAGACAGCAGGCCUACCUCCUCAUGUUCAGGACAAGGUCGCCCAGCAGCAACAGAUCCGGCAGCUAUUACUUCAAAGGCAGCAGCGAGCACAGACUGCCUCCAUGGGCGGAGCUCCGCAGAACCCCAACGGGCCCGGCCCUUCACAGCAACCUAACGGAAUGCCGCUCAUACCCCCAAAGACGAACGUUCCUCCUCAUAUCCUCCCGCAGGAACUAGAGAUGGCCCGCAAUAGGUUUCCUGGCCACUCGGAUCAGGCGCUUCAAGGUAUGAUACGGAAGCACAAGAAGCUGCAGGCCAUGAAAAAUGGCGCCGGUAUGAAGCCGAUGGUGCAAAUGCCCCCCGCAGGGUCUAACCAACCAAAUACGGCCUCUUCUGGACCAGCGGCGCAAACACACGCCCAGUAUGCCGCGCAAACCGGCCCAUCACAGCAGCCCCCAUCGUCGCAGCAGCCGCAGCAGCCGCAAGGGCAAUUGCAGGCGCAACCACAGGCGCAACCACAACCACAAGCGCCACCACCAGCGCACCAUCAUCAACAGCAACAGCAGCAGCAGCAGCAACAACAACAACGGCAGCAGCAACAACAACAGCAACAGCAGCAGCACCAACAGCAGCAGCACCAACAACAGCACCAACAGCAGCAGCAGCAAGUGCAACCACCGGUCAAUAACCGACAACCUGUUCCCCAGAAGCCGACGGACGGCGGUGAUUCAACUUCUGCGACUCCCGCGUUGUCUGCCUCGAGGAUUGGCCAGCAACCUCGAACUGCCCCGCCAAACCCAUCACCGGUCGCGGCCCAAAAGAACCUCAAACGACCACAUCCGGGUGAUGUGACCGAGGUACCGCGCCAAAAUGGCGUUCCCAUGCAGCAAACCUUGUCGCAGGCGAAGCAACGUAGUGCCCCCCGUCAACCGGUCAGUGACCGAUUCAAGAGUAUAUACGCAGAUGAGGCAAGACAGGCGUCAAAAGAAUAUGAGCAGAGCCCGUUGCAGCCGGUUCACAUGCCGAUGGAUAUGUAUCAAUCUGCGGUGCUCAAAAUACGCGAAGUCAACCAAAAGAUGAAUGAAAUGACCACUAUUCCGGGGGCUUUUGAUCGAAUGGCAAACGAUGAAAGCUUGGUCAGAAAGUUUACCCGUUGUACUCUGAAAAUCAAAGCGCAGUCAGAUAAAACGACAGGCCAGCCUCGUAACCCCUUACAUAUCACUGUCCAUGAGAUUGAUGAGAUUAAGCUGUUUUUCGAUGGUCUUAUCAACCAAUUUAAAUCAGGGGCUUCUCAGUCCGUAGCUCAGUCUACGGAGCAAGCAGCAGGCCAGCCUCAACCACCUCAUCAACGUGCAGGGCCAUCUACGCUGUCUAACGCUGCGCCCUCGGACAAGCAAACACAGGUGCCCAAACAAGCACCGAAUCGGGCCCCUAACAAGACCACGCAACCUCCGGCUGCGCCGACCACGACACAACCACCGUUCGCGCUCGGACAUGGCCCUGGGAUGUCUCCCGCUGGUAAUCCUGUCUAUCUUAACAAACCUCCCAUGGGAGCGACAGAUUUGCAGUGGCCUCCUCGGAAGAAGGCCAAAACCGGUGGGCCUCAAACAACGUCCCCAGCGGCUCAGCCAACCGCCAGUGCCUCGCCCCAGAUCCAGGCACCUUCGCCAGAAACAAAGCGACAACAGGCCCCAGAGCCGACGAAGCCGCAGCCGGAUCCUUACCUCUGCCCUGAAGUUGGCUGUGAAGGAAGUGUGGUUGGCUUCGCGACAGCGGAAUCGCGUGAUCUUCAUUACCAUGAAGAGCACGUGAAACCAAAUGAGGAUCCUGUUAAGUUCUUGCAGGAGAACAUGGCUCUGGGUCUAGGCUUGGACGCUCACGGUAACACCAAAGCGAUUUCAACUGUUGCGGAGGGUAUUCCUUCAGGCGCGUCCGGUAGGGCUUUGAAUAGUCCUAAGCAAGCUCAGACGCCCAUGAAUAAGCAGGAAUUGGCAGCGACUCCCAUGUCUCGCGACGCCUCGAUGAGGAGGCAGGGCAGCAGACUAGGGGCUAGGGGGCCUGACGCUGCGGGCACGCCAGGCAGUGGCAACGGGGCUCCUGUGCACACGACAAUGACUGAUGAUGCGUGGGCAGCAACCGGAGUCAAUCCCCAGCAUCUUUCCAACUUGUUUGCGCCGCUUGACCCGGCCCAAACGUCUGACUUCAGCAUGUCGUUGUCAGAGACACCGAAUGACACGCCAGAGUCAAGUAAGACUUCUGAGCCAAGCAGCGAUAUAUCGGACGGCGUGGGUCUUGAUAUCAACAUGGACUGGGCCACCAUGGACCCGGAAUUCAUGGAGAACUUGAACAACGUCAGCCUUGACGGCUAUGAACCAACGGCGUUUGAUAGGGAGAUGAUGGUUAACGAGGCGUAUGCUAACGUGACGUUUGAUGACUCGGCCACGGAUUUUUCCAAGCCUUUCAAGCUUGACACGUCGCUCUACAUGCUGAACACAAACUGA